AUGUUAUCUAAUGAAGAAACUGCAUUUAUUCUCCAUGCACUUCGACCAAUAUUAGACACUUUAGCAACUUUAUCAAAAUCCAUUCAAAUAAAAGCGGCUGAUUUCAAGCAAUUACAAGAUUUUUUAACAUCAACUCUCCUUCGACUUGAACAACUUAAAGACUACAGUUCUAAUGAUUAUGUUGCUAUAAUUGAAACUAUUCAAAAAUUAUCAUUAACAUCUACUACAACUCGAAUUUCAAGAUCAUCAAUAUCAAAUUUAGAAUUAAAUGUCAGUGAAGUUUUUUCUACAAAAGUUCUUCCCUUCAUUGAAAAUGUUAUUAAUAAUAUUCAAGCUCGUUUCGAACAUGGUACUCUGAAUUUACUCAAUUGUUUUAUGAUAUUUGAUAUGGAAAAUUUGAACGAUAAUAAGGAUUAUGGUGAUGAAGAAAUACGUACUAUUCAACAUCAUUAUGCAAGUGACAUUGAUGAAUCUAUUAUGUAUGAAUGGAAAACAUUUCGUACGUAUCUAUUAGCAAAAAAAAACAGUGGUAAACUUACGACCCACAGAGAAAUUUGUAUGAAACUUGUACAAGAUGGUAUGUUAAAGGAAAUUUAUCCGCAGUUGUCAUUAGCUGCAGAAAUCUUUUUGGUCGUACCUAUCAGUACGGCUACAGUCGAAAGAAAUUUCUCAACAAUGAAUCGAAUUCUCACGAAAUUAAGAAAUCAACUAACAACACAAUAUGUUGAUCAAUUAAUGAGAAUCUCCAUUGAAGGUCCAGAUACUUUAAAUGAAGAAAUCAAAGAAGAAAUAAUCAAUUACUGGAAAAAACUAAAACCACGUCGAUUAGCUGUUUGA
Molecule: messenger RNA, 837 nt
Organism: Rotaria sordida
Lineage: Eukaryota; Metazoa; Rotifera; Eurotatoria; Philodinida; Philodinidae
Source: the annotation of a GenBank genome assembly